AUGGCGACCCAGACCAGGCUGGUGGGCGUGAAGAUGGCGGGCGACGGCCACGGUGUUCUGCUCCCCCUGUGUCUCCUGGUUCAGGCCCAGGUGCUGUCUGUGGCCCUGGCCCAGGUUGCCCUGCCCGCCUUCCUGCCCUGUGAACUUCAGGUCCCCGGCCACGUCAACUGCGAAUGGCUGUUCCUGACGUCCGUGCCCCACUUCUCGGCACCCUCGCUGCUGGGCAACGUCACCAGCCUCUCUCUGCGCUGCAAUCGCAUCCGCCACCUCCACGACUCCGACUUCGCCCGCCUGUCCGGCCUGCGCAGCCUCGACCUCAAGUGGAACUGCCCGCCCAGCAGCCUCAGCAUCAUGCACUGGGCCUGCCGCAUGACCAUCGAGCCCCGCACCUUCGUGGUCUUGCACGAGCUGGAGGAGCUGAACCUGAGCUACAACAGCAUCACGACCGUGCCCGCCCUGCCCCACGCCCUCCGGUACCUGUCCCUGAGCCGCACCAACAUCCUGGUCAUCGACUCCGCCAGCUUCAGGGGCCUGCGGGCCCUGAGCUAUCUCUUCAUCGACGGAAACUGCUACUACGAGAACCCCUGUGGCAGGGCCGUGCGGGUGGCCCCCAACGCCCUCCUCGACCUGGGCAACCUCACCCACCUGUCACUCAAGUACAACAACCUCACGAGGGUGCCCCUCGGCCUGCCCCGCGGCCUGCAGAGCCUGCUGCUGUCCUACAACCGCAUUGUUUCCCUGGGGCCGGAGGACCUAGCCAACCUCACCGCCCUGCGUGUCCUUGACGUGGGCGGGAACUGUCGCCGCUGUGACCACGCCCACAACCCCUGUGUGGAGUGCCCCGUGGGCUUCCCCAAGUUUCAUCCCGACACUUUCAGCAAACUGAGCCACCUGGAAGGCCUGGUGUUGAGUGACAGUUCUCUCCACAGCCUGGACGCCAACUGGUUCCGUGGCCUGGGCAACCUGUCCGUGCUGGACCUGAGCGAGAACUUCCUGAUCAAAUGCAUCUCCACGACCACGGCCCUCCACGGCCUGAGCAAGCUGCGCAAACUCAACCUGUCCUUCAACUACGACAAGGGGAUAUCCUACGCCCACCUGCACCUGGCGCCCUCCUUCGAGAGCCUGGUCUCCUUGCAGCAGCUGGACAUGACCGGCAUCUUCUUCCGCGAGCUCAGCAGGAAAACGCUCGAGUCUGUGGCCCGCCUGCCGUUGCUGCAGAACCUGAGUCUCCAGAUGAACUUCAUCAACCAGGCCCAGCUCAGCAUCUUCCAGGCGUUCCCCAGCCUGCGCCGGGUGGACCUGUCCAACAACCGCAUCAGCUGGGCCGCGGGGCCCGCGGCCUCCGAGGCGGAGGCGGAUGCCAGAGAGGAGGCCCGGCUGCCCACGGGGCGCCUCACUCCAGGCCCCCAGGAUACCCUCGGCUCUGAGGACUUCAUGCCGAGCUGCAAGAACUUGAGCUUCACCUUGGAUCUGUCCCGGAACAACCUGGUGACUAUCCGGUCGGAGAUGUUCACUGGGCUGUCACGCCUCCAGUGCCUGCGCCUGAGCCACAACUGCAUCUCACAGGCGGUCAAUGGCUCCCAGUUCGUGCCGCUGACCGACCUGCAGGUGCUGGACCUGUCCUACAACAAGCUGGACCUGUACCAUGGGCGCUCGUUCACGGAGCUGCCGCAGCUGCGGGCGCUGGACCUCAGCUACAACAGCCAGCCCUUCAGCAUGCAGGGCGUGGGCCAUAACCUCAGCUUCGUGUCCCUCCUGCCCGCUCUGCAGUACCUCAGCCUGGCGCACAACGCCAUCCACAGCCGCGUGUCCCCGAGGCUCUGCAGCGCCUCGCUGAGGGCCCUGGACUUCAGCGGCAACGCCCUGAACCGCAUGUGGAAUGAGGGAGAUCUCUACCUCCGCUUCUUCCAAGGCCUGAGCCGGCUGGUCCGCCUGGACCUGUCCCGGAAUCACCUGCACGCCCUCCUGCCACACACCCUGGGCAACCUUCCCAAGAGCCUGCGGCUGCUGCGUCUCCGUGACAACUACUUGGCCUUUUUCAACUGGAGCAGCCUGACGCUCCUGCCCGAGCUGGAAACCCUGGACCUGGCAGGAAACCAGCUGAAGGCCCUGACCAACGGCAGCCUCCCUAAAAACACCCGUCUCCGGAGCCUGGACUUCAGCCGCAACAGCAUCAGCUUCGUGGAUGCCGGCUUCUUCGCUCCGGCCACCGGGCUGCAAGAGCUCAACCUCAGCCACAACGCCCUCAAGACGGUGGAGCCCUCGUGGUUUGGCUCCGACGUGGACACGCUGAGGGUCCUCGACGUGAGCGCCAACCCCCUGCACUGCGCCUGCGGGGCGGCCUUCGUGGACUUCCUGCUGGAGGUGCAGAAGGCCGUGCCCGGGCUCUCCAGCCGCGUCCGGUGCGGCAGCCCGCGCCAGCUGCAGGGCCGCAGCAUCUUCGCGCAGGACCUGAGGCUCUGCCUGGACGAGGAGCUCUCCUGGGACUGCUUCGGCCUCUCGCUGCUGGCGGUGGCGCUGGGCGUGGCCGUGCCCCUGCUGCAGCACCUGUGCGGCUGGGACCUCUGGUACUGCUUCCACCUGGCGCUGGCCCGGCUGCCCCGGUGGGGGCACCGGAGGGGCGCGGACGCCCUGUCCUACGACGCCUUCGUGGUCUUUGACAAGUCGCACGGCGCCGUGGCCGACUGGGUGUACAACGAGCUGCGGGUGCGGCUGGAGGAGCGCCGGGGGCGCCGGGCGCUGCGCCUGUGCCUGGAGGAACGCGACUGGCUCCCCGGCAAGACGCUCUUCGAGAACCUGUGGGCCUCGGUCUACAGCAGCCGCAAGACGCUGUUCGUGCUGGCCCACACCGACCGGGUGAGCGGCCUCCUGCGCGCCAGCUUCCUGCUGGCCCAGCAGCGCCUGCUGGAGGACCGCAAGGACGUGGUGGUGCUGGUCAUCCUGAGCCCCAACGCCCACCGCUCCCGCUACGUGCGGCUCCGCCAGCGCCUCUGCCGCCAGAGCGUCCUUCUCUGGCCCCACCAGCCCAGCGGCCAGAGCAGCUUCUGGGCCCAGCUGGGCAUGGCCCUGACCAGGGACAACCGUCACUUCUAUAACCGAAACUUCUGCCAGGGCCCCACGACGGCCGAGNGCAGGGGGGCUGCUCAGGCCCUCUUGCCCCCACCCCUGGCAUACAGCAGGCACUCAAUAAACGCCACUGCAGGCCCCACAGCUACCCCUGAGCUCCAGAGGUGUGAAUGGGAGGAAAGGAGGGAGGGCUCCCCAGGCUUCCUGAAGUGA
Miniopterus natalensis is the source of this 3279-nucleotide messenger RNA. Lineage: Eukaryota; Metazoa; Chordata; Mammalia; Chiroptera; Miniopteridae. The record is from RefSeq and is a predicted model, not a curated record.